UUAGACGGAAAAAUUGUAACAACUAAUCAGAUAAAGCUUCUUCAACUCUCUCUUUCUCUUUUAAAUUUCAAUAUGUUUGUGGUUCAUAUUUCACUUCACUACUCUUCACUCUAGUCAAAGUAUUCCCUUAAAAACCAUAUUAUUAUGCCUAAUCUCUUUCCCCUUUCCUCUCAUUUUCCAUUAACACCAUAUCCCAAUUUCCCUAGAAACAAACAUCUUCACCGUAUAACACGUUCGAGUAUUACAUCGCUUGGCCUAUAAUAUGCUGAUGAGCAACAUCGAUCACAACAACAAUCAAACGGCCAGCACCAGCACCACCAACCAUGGAACACAGCAAGACCACGACCGUGAUCACGAUCACGAAGACGACGAAGAACAAUUCCGAGACAUCCACGCGCUGACUCCACCCCACGCGCCGCUUCCUCUGCCACCGGGUAAUCGCGCCGGACGCCGGAGAGACACUGCCUGGGAGACGAGCAGCCACCGAUCGUCGUCGACUUCAUUGGGUAGCGAAAUAGGAGCCCUCAGCGAAAACUUCACGACCAUGAGCAGGGAAUUCAGUGCGCUGGUUCUCGCCGGCUCCACCAUCGACGGGAGCCAAAACGACAACGAUAUGGGUCAAACGACAGGAAACAAUACCGCAGGAAAUAGUACCAAUAAUAACAAUAACAGUAUUAGUAAUUACUUGGCGAGGAUAGGAGAGGACGAGGAGGAGGAUACCAACCCUUUGGCGAUCGUGCCGGAUAAUUAUCACAACCCGGUUACGUCUCCCAGUCGACGGAGGGAGGUGGCGCCGCCGAGCUCCGUCGAAAUAAGCGGAGAUGAUCGGGUUGUUGCGUCGGUGCAGCUAGUGAAGAAGGAGGAGGUUGAGUCGAAGAUAUCGGCGUGGCAGAACGCCAAAGUGGCCAAGAUUAACAACCGGUUUAAGAGGGAAGAUGCUGUUAUUAAUGGUUGGGAGAGUGAACAAGUUCACAAGGCAACUUCUUGGAUGAAAAAAGUUGAGAGGAAGUUGGAGGAGAAAAGAGCAAGAGCCCUAGAAAAGAUGCAAAAUGAUGUGGCCAAAGCACGUAGAAAAGCAGAGGAAAGAAGGGCUUCGGCCGAGGCCAAAAGGGGCACUAAAGUGGCUAGGGUUCUUGAAAUAUCAAACAUGAUGAGAGCUGUUGGAAGAGCUCCAGUCAAACGCUCCUUCUUCUAAUAUCAAUUUGCCCUAUUCUCAUGCCCCAUAUUACGUACUCAUGCCAACCAACCCAAAAAAAAUGAUGUGAAAUACAAUCUUUUGGGGCCAAAAAUACUAGCUAGUAUUAUUACUGCCCCAUAUAGUGUAAGGGUGCUUUCCCUUUUGAAAAAAAGUGCCUUUGAAUAAAAUGGGGCAGGGCAGAACAUACUCUUAAGUAUAUAGAUAUAUUAAGAGCAAGAGUGGCAACAAAUGGAAGAAAUUAUGUUUGAGUACUUUGUGUACUGAAAUUAUUGAGUGUGUUGUUGAAGGAGUAAUUAGUGAUCUCUUUUGUGAGUGUUUGAAAUUUAGAAUUGUACGUGUGCUGGAAUUUUGAAGGACUAUUGCAAUUAGGUUAAUGUUGAUGGGAUUCAUAAUCAAAGCAAUUAAGCUAUUUUUGUCUUGUACAGUGUUAUAUCAAAAUAAAAUGGUAUUAUUCAUUAGAA
Messenger RNA from Humulus lupulus (European hop), 1659 nucleotides. RefSeq names its product remorin 4.1-like. The record is from RefSeq and is a predicted model, not a curated record. The coding region runs from base 263 to 1195 and encodes 310 amino acids. Lineage: Eukaryota; Viridiplantae; Streptophyta; Magnoliopsida; Rosales; Cannabaceae. The transcript is spliced from 2 exons.